AUGAAAACCCGAAAGAAAAGGCUGCCCUACUACCUCUUCGGCACGGAAUACCACAGACACUUUUGCGAUGGAGGACGGCAAUGCAUUGUGAAUGACUAUGAUGAUCCCAUGGAGGAGAAAGAUGUGGGUGCCUGUGAUGGCUGGCCCAUGGUUUACGACUGGAUACAAAGCGGUAUUGCCCCCAGUGAACGCACUGUCUUUACAACCAAUUCUAAACUGGGAAAGAAAUGUUACAAUCCAAAAAUCCACGAAUCUAAGGAUCCCCUCCUGGCGGAAUGCGAAGAGAAGUUAUUCUAUAAUGCGGCUGGACAACGAAAUGUGUAUUCGAACCCCACCUACACAAGGUCAGCCGCCGAUGUCUACUGUGUGCCCUAUAACAUGGCUAGUGUAUCCCAAGAGCAAAACGAGCUCGUUUCGAGCUCGCUAAUUCGAAAAAUCGAGCUCGUUUUGGCCGCCUGUUUGAGCUCGAAAAAACGAGCUCCAUGCAAACUCGUGUUCUCGCGCUUGUAG
This is a messenger RNA of Dibothriocephalus latus, 510 nucleotides long. Lineage: Eukaryota; Metazoa; Platyhelminthes; Cestoda; Diphyllobothriidea; Diphyllobothriidae. The record is from the annotation of a GenBank genome assembly.